Fulvia fulva is the source of this 585-nucleotide messenger RNA. RefSeq lists its product as uncharacterized. The record is from RefSeq and is a predicted model, not a curated record. The coding region runs from base 1 to 585 and encodes 194 amino acids. NCBI's taxonomy places the organism in Eukaryota, Fungi, Ascomycota, Dothideomycetes, Mycosphaerellales, Mycosphaerellaceae. The transcript has a single exon.
AUGGUUAAUACCAUAACACCCCAAUCCCUCAUCACCCUCGCCCCAAGCACAUCCUCCUGCGCCAGCGCGUCCUACCCCGACGAAUGCCGCACAGCAUCCAUCGCAGCCCCCGCCAUCGCGGCCUCGUUCAAGCAGUUCAAGUUGAACACCUUCGGCGCCCAGGCCGCUGCCGUGGCCAUUCAGCUUUUCGAAAGUGGCAAUUUUCAAUACAGCAAGAACCACUUCCCAGCCCCUGGCCGACCAGGCCAAGGGACACGUAACAUGCAGUCUCCUGCUUUCAACGAGAAGUACGCAGAGUACCUCGCUACUGUGCCAGGGAGUGGGAUCACGGAGGAGCAAGUUGAGGCUGCGAAAGCUAAGGGGCCGGCGGAUGUGUUGGAGCUUGUUAAUGGGGAUCGAUGGGGGUUUGGGAGUGCGGCGUGGUUUAUUGGGACGCAGUGUAGUGAGGAUGUUAGGAAGGGGUUGGAUUUGGGGACGCAGGUGGGGUUUGAGAGGGGUUUGACGGAGUGUGCGGGGACUGAGGUUACGGCGGAUAGGAUUAGUGGGUGGAGGUUGGUUGUUAAGGGGGGGGGGGGGAAGUGGUAG